AUGGCGAGAACCAGGGGCGCAAUUUGGGCUUGGUUGUCCCCGCUGCUUGUCGCCGUCUCCCUGCUGCUGCUGCCGGCGGCCAUGGCGGGCGAUUCAGAGAGCCCCAUCAAGAAAGUGGUCGUGCUCGUGCUGGAGAACCGCUCCUUCGACCACAUCCUGGGGUGGAUGAAGAGGUCCGUCAACCCGGCCAUCGACGGCCUCACCGGCAGCGAGUGCAACCGGGUCUCCUCCGGCGACCCCUCCUCGCCACCGGUCUGCGUCACCGACGACGCCCACUUCGUCGUCUCCGACCCCCCGCACUCCUUCGAGGCCGUCCAGCAGCAGAUCUUCGGCUCCGGCGCCGGCGCCGGUGAACCCUCCAUGUCGGGCUUCGUCCAGUCGGCGACCGCCGUGUCCCCCUCCCUGGCCCGCGGGGUCAUGAGUGGCUUCCCCCCGGAGAAGCUCCCCGUCUUCGCGGCCCUCGCUAGGGACUUCGCCGUGUUCGAUCGCUGGUUCUCCUCCAUGCCGGGGCCGACGCAGCCCAACCGGCUGUUCCUCUUCUCCGCCACCUCCGCAGGCGCCACCGCCCACGUGAAGGAGGAGCUCGCGAGGGGCUACCCACAGAGGACCAUCUUCGACUCCCUCCAUGCGGACGGCCUCGACUUCGGCGUGUACGCCGAGAGCCUCCCCUGCGCGCUGUUCCUGCGCAGCCUGCGGCGGCUGCGCUACGCCGGUAAGUUCCACCGCUUCGCCGCGUUCAAGGAGCACGCGCGGCGGGGCCGCCUGAGGAGCCUCAGCGUCGUGGAGCCGCGCUACUUCGACAUCGCCGGCGCGCCCGCCGACGACGACCACCCAUCGCACGACGUGGCUAACGGGCAGCGCCUGGUGAAGGAGGUCUACGAGGCACUCCGCGCCGGCCCGCAGUGGAACCAGACGCUGCUCGUCGUCACCUACGACGAGCACGGCGGCUUCUUUGACCACGUCCCUACGCCCGCCACCGGCGUCCCCUCCCCCGACGCCGCCCGCGGCCCCCCGCCCGCCCGGUUCGCCUUCGACCGCCUUGGCGUGCGCGUCCCCGCCCUCAUGGCGUCCCCCUGGAUCAAAAAAGGCACCGGUCAGCUCCGUUCCCUCUCUUCCUCUCUCUCCUUCUCUCUCUUCUCUCUCUCUCUGUGGCUGACAGAUUUGGGUUUUUUCUGGGGGAGAAGUGGUGGCGAGGGCGAAUGGGCCGACGGCGAGCUCGGAGUACGAGCAUUCCUCCAUUCCGGCGACGCUGAAGAAGCUGUUCAACCUUAGCUCGCCGUUUCUCACCAGGAGGGACGCGUGGGCGGGAACCUUCGAGCACGUCGUCGGCGAGCUCACUUCCCCGAGAACGGACUGCAUCGGUAGGGCAACCCUAACCCUCUAACCUCGUCGGAGCUGGCUGGCUGAUGGCCGAAGCGGUUGCUGUAUGUUGCAGAGGUGCUGCCGGAGGUGGCACCGCUCCGGGGGACGGGAGCGGAGGAGGAGGCGGAGCUGUCGGAGCUGCAGAGCGAGCUGGUGCAGCUUGCCGCGGACCUGCAGGGGGACGAGGCGGUGAGCCGACUGGUGGCGGAGUCGAGCGGGAGGAUGACCGUGAGGCAGGCCAGCGAGUAUGUGGACGACGCCAUGGCCGGGUUCCUCCGCGCCGGGAGGGAAGCCCUCAGAAUGGGGCUGGAAGACUCCACCGAGGUUGACGUCUGGUCCGGCCUCGCCUCCAGGACCCGCUUCCAGUGA
Molecule: messenger RNA, 1731 nt
Organism: Spirodela intermedia
Lineage: Eukaryota; Viridiplantae; Streptophyta; Magnoliopsida; Alismatales; Araceae
Source: the annotation of a GenBank genome assembly